UGUCAGUCUUGGAAUGUCGUCGCCGGCGGCGGGAGUCAGAUGCUCGGCUGCUAAGCACCGCUGAGGAGCAUCGCGGCAUCCUGCAGGUUACGCAAGUGUUUGGCGUCACCGUGAGGAAUACAAUGCGUGUUGCGCUCACACUACCUAGCAGCCGUCUUCAAGUACCAAGCUCCUCUCCGUAAUUCCCAAGUCGUCAUCGUUCCGGACUUGUGCCCCCGCUGACUCGGAUACCAUGCUCAUCGGACAGGUGGUCCUGACGCUGUGCUCGCUGUGGCCCGCCACCGCCCUGCCGCUCGCGGCUGGGAAUAUCGGGAAUGCGUUUGGAAUGCCCGAGAGCGACGGCAGGAUUCUGCAGCGCUCCAAGCGGGGAUGGAUGUGGAAUCAAUUCUUUCUGAUGGAGGAAUACACAGGAAACGACCAUCAGUACGUCGGCAAGAUACACUCCAACAUGGACAAAGACGACGGCACCGUCAAGUACGUCCUGACGGGAGACGGCGCCGGCGCGCUAUUUCUGAUAGACGAAAAGUCGGGCGAUAUCCACGCCACCAAGAAGCUGGACCGCGAGGAGAAGGCCAUGUACACGCUCCACGCCAAGGUACUGGAUCGCAUCACCAACGAAGAGCUGGAACCCGACACAGAGUUCAACAUCAAGAUCCACGACAUCAACGACAACGCGCCCAAGUUUGAGCGGGACAUCUACUUCGCCAGUGUGCCAGAGAUGUCAGAUGUCGGUACUUCUGUGGCUACCGUGACGGCAACGGACGCCGACGACCAAACGUACGGCAACAGCGCCAAGCUGGUCUACAGCAUUCUGCAGGGACAGCCUUACUUCUCUGUGGAUUCUGAGAACGGAACCAUCAAGACAGCACUGCCCGGCAUGGACAGGGAGGUCAAGGAGAACUACCAGGUGGUGAUCCAGGCUAAGGACAUGGCCGGACAGAUGGGGGGCCUCUCGGGGACCACCACGGUCAGCAUUACCCUCUCUGACGUCAAUGACAGCCCGCCGCGCUUUGCCAAUCACUCCUUCCGCAUCACCGCCGUGGAGUCCACGGAGAUCGGCAGCGCCGUCGGCCGCAUCAAAGCCGACGACCCGGACGUGGGCCGCAACGCCGAGAUGGAGUACAGCGUGGUGGGAGGCCACGACAACUUCAAUAUCGUCACAGACAAAACCACGCAGGAGGGCGUCGUCCUCAUCAAAAGGGCGCUCGAUUAUGAAAGCAAGCGGGACUACGAGUUCAGGGUCGAGGUGAGAAACACGUACCUGGACGCCAGGUACAUCCAGGGUCUGCAGUUCAAGGACUUCGCCACCGUCAAGGUCACGGUGGAAGACGUGGACGAGCCCCCCGUUUUCACACGCAACCCUUACAUCAUCGAGGUGCACGAGGACACGGCCGCCGGUAGCUUCGUGGGCGUGGUGUCGGCCCGGGACCCCGACGCCGACAACAAGAUGGUCAAAUACUCCAUUGAUCGUCACACCGACCUCGAGAGGCUCUUUAACAUCGAUUCUUCAAAUGGCACCAUUACAACCCGGAAAGCUUUGGAUAGAGAAAUGUCCAAAUGGCACAACAUCUCCGUGAUGGCUGCAGAAAUAAACAACCCACGUCAGAUUGCCCGUGUGCCAGUAUUUAUCAAAGUGCUGGAUGUGAAUGACAACGCCCCGGAGUUUGCCAUGUCCUAUGACACGUUCGUCUGCGAGAACGUCAAAGCAGGACAGUUGAUUCAAACUAUUAGUGCUGUGGAUACAGACGAGCCCCUGGUUGGACAUAAGUUUGUCUUCAGUAUUAAGGCAGACAAUCCAAACUUCACCAUUAGUGACCGGGAAGAUAACACCGCCAAUAUCCUGACCCGGCGGGGAAGCUUCAGCCGGCGCGAGAUGAGCGUCUAUUUUCUGCCUGUGGUAAUUUCAGACAACGACUACCCCAUCCAGAGCAGUACCAGCACGCUGAUCGUGCGCGUUUGCGCCUGCGACAGCCGUGGCAACAUGCAGUCGUGCAGCCCCGAGGUGCUGCCCUUUUCUGAUGGACUCACCACCGGCGCCCUGGUGGCCAUAUUGCUCUGCGUCAUCAUUCUGCUCAUGAUUGUGGUUUUGUUCGCCGCCCUGAAGAGGCAGAGGAAGAAAGAGCCUCUGAUCAUCUCCAAAGAUGACGUCCGGGACAACGUGGUCAGCUACAACGACGAGGGCGGUGGCGAGGAGGACACGCAGGCCUUCGACAUCGGAACGUUACGCAACCCCGAGGUGAUGGAUGCUAACAAGUUACGCAGGGACAUCAUCCCCGAAAUGCUGUUUUCCUUUCGGAGGACAUCACCCAUAAAGGAUAACACGGACGUCAGAGACUUCAUUAACGGGAGGCUUCAAGAGAACGAUAGCGACCCGACUGCGCCCCCUUAUGACUCGUUGGCCACGUACGCUUACGAAGGCAGCGGCUCUCUGGCGGAAUCGCUCAGUUCGCUGGAGUCCUCCGCCACAGAGGGGGACCAGGAGUACGAUUACCUCAGCAGCUGGGGACCGCAGUUCAAGAAGCUAGCGGAAAUGUACAUCGGGAGAAGCCCCGAUCGGGAGACCUAGAAAGAACCCGAUCCCGUUUUUCCAGUCGGUCUGUUUGUUAGCGAGCUAGCCAGGCCCACUCUUCGUCCCGCUAGCCUGCGAGCUAGCAAGUCUACCGUCAGCCUACCUAUGUAUCAAGCUUAUUAUCUGUUCAUGUCCGUUGCGCGAGCUAGUGCGCUAGUCCACUAGUUGUCUGCUUGACUCUCACACGUGCACUCACGCGCGCUGAAGGCUGACGAGGAUUAGAACUUGACCAGGACACUCCGAUUCUCAAAGUUUUACUGUUUUUGGUCAUCAUAAGUAAAUAAGUAAAGAUGCCUUUUGACUUUUAGGACUUUUUUGUGAACAAUGGCGUGGAAAUGUGUUUUGUAAUUGAGCAGAGCAAUAGCAGUAUUGUAUACCCUCAAUGUUUAAUGGCACUGGAUUGUGUUUGGGAGCGCAGUCACUCCAUGGAAAACUGUACAUGUACAAAGUGUUUUUAAACACCGUAUAUACUCUUUGCUAUUAUUUGUCUGAUCGGCAAUGUCCAUGUGAACGGUUGGUGCAGUUAAUUUUUUUCAAACUGGAAUCAUUUCAUCAUGUAGGCGUAACAUGUAACCAGAAAGUGUACGUUGUAGGAAAACACUGGAUUCAUGCUGCUUGA
Molecule: messenger RNA, 3188 nt
Organism: Phycodurus eques (leafy seadragon)
Lineage: Eukaryota; Metazoa; Chordata; Actinopteri; Syngnathiformes; Syngnathidae
Gene: cdh10a
Product: cadherin 10, type 2a (T2-cadherin)
Exons: 12
Coding region: 233-2566 (777 amino acids)
Biological process (GO): cell morphogenesis; multicellular organism development; adherens junction organization
Cellular component (GO): catenin complex; adherens junction; plasma membrane
Molecular function (GO): calcium ion binding; cadherin binding
Source: RefSeq, a predicted model, not a curated record